UAGGAUAGGAAAAACAAGGAUGACAUUGCUGCACUUGAAGGUUUACUCUCAUAUGCUUGGGAGAAAAGAUACGUCUGAAGAGUUAAAAAACCAGUUAUAGCAGUCCAGAAAGGGUUGGUUAGACUGUAAAAGGCAAGACAGGAAGAAAAAAUGUAAAGAGAAAAAGAAGACAGGAACAGAGAGGUGGAGGAGGAAAAGGAGACAAGGUGUUUCAUUCAGGUUGCACAGCUGUUAAGGAGAGACUGAAGACAACACAAAGUUCAGCUCACUACGAAGAGAAGAAGCAACAGAAUGUUGUAUGAUUAGUAAAGAAUGAAUGAAAACGAGAGACUAUGGAUAGACAAACAGUAGAGAGUGGUAAGAGAGGUGAUCCGCAGACUGGUAUUUCACUACUGCAGGCUAUGCUGAUGAAACUGAGUACAGAUAAAAAUGUCCACCAUCAAAAAAAACAUAAUGUACAAUCGCACGCACACCCAGACACAGUCAGCGAAAGUGUAUCUCAACAUUCCCUGGAGUUGGAAGGAGAACUAACAAAUAAAGAUGCGACUGAUUCAGAUUGCUCUGUAAGACCUGAUGGUGAUGAGGAGCGACCAACUAGAUCUGAAACUGAACAUGUCAAUGAACCUGUUGAAGAGUUCAGAGGCUUUCCAGAAAUGAUUCCUAAAUGGGAGAGAAGGGCAUUUCUCGCUAUCUCUUUGUCUGAAGAAACAGAGGAGGAUGAACCAAGUUUAGAGGACAGAGAGAAUAAAGAGCUUGAUAUGGACGAGGACAUGGCUGGAGCUGCAUUAAUGCUUAACAGUCAGAGUGAGGCACCUUCUAAACAAUCAUGUGAGUCCCCAUUUCAACUCUCAAUGUCCUCUGAAAGAGAUGACUUGGCACAGAUGGAGGUUAAGGAUGCACUAACAGAAGAGGCUUGUAUUUGUCCCCCAAAACAAGGCAGUGGUACAAGCAGUAUUUUAACAAAUCAAACUCCUGUGAACAAUACAAGCAGGACAGCAAGGUCCGCUUCUGAACCAGUAGCCCACAAGCCUAAGGAAGACAGACCACUCUCAGCUCCAAGUAUUUCAUACCGACAGGAAUAUGAAGACAGUGGAGGCUUUGCAAAUGACAUGUCAAUGAACAACACCAGGAAAUUAGACAAAGCAAAACGUAUUUUUGGAUUGGAGGAUUCAUGCAUGGAAGAGGGCUUUGGGGUUGUGGAACAUGAAAACUCAGUCUCCAAAAUGCAAAUGAAGGGAAAGAAAAACAAGAUGAAGUAUCUUGCUCAGAAACUGAUGGCAAGACUUAAAGAAAAACACAAUAAGGAGCACACUGGCAGCAAGAGCAUCAAUGACAGUGAAGAGGCACAAUCGUUGAGUUCAAUGGAGACAGAAGUUGAAGAAGCAGUAAGUCCACCACCAGUACCCCCGAAAAAGGGGAAAUAUGUUUUCUUGGAAAGAACAUUUACUUUAAAAGACUUCAAACUCAACCUUGAACCAAUCGAUUUAAUGGAAGAAAUAUUCAUAGGAGAGGAGUGGCUGAAAUACCUACCCAGCAAAGCCACUCUACCUCAGAAAGACACUGGCGAACAAUCGAUUUCAGAAUUUCCAGAUAAUGUUCUCCAUCCAGAUAUGGACACUCAGGUUCAUAAAUCUUUGCUGACAACAGAGCAGGACCUAUCAGAAGACAGACAGUACAAUCAGUCAGACACAGAUCAAGACAAUAUUAGUAUUACUCAGCUGGACAAUGUAUCAAAAGUGAACAGACACUUGCAUGUAAUACCAGUGGAGCCGAAUGCAAACAUUUUUGCUAUUCCCAAGGCACUGCUAACAAAUUCUGUGAAUAAUCAAAGGACAUCUGGGUUAGUCUGUGAGUCAUACAAUUCUGAUGUCAUUAAUAACUGUGUGGGGGUAUACAUGAUUCCCAAACAUGACUUUCGAUUAUUGGACAGAAAGUCACAGAAUGUUCCUCUGGACUUUUCAACAGUCAAGUCACUUGGAUUGCUGGACAACUCCGCUCUCAAGGGUCGAAUCCGUCUAAGCAAAAAGAGACCCCACCGGCCACCCAAAAGAAACAAAAAUGUAAAGACAGAAAAGACAAACACCAAAUUCUACAAGAUUCUCCCAGCUUUUCUGCAUGAAUCCACUGUCGGGGCUUCCUCACUACUUCCUUUUUCCACGUCUCCUCCACUGCAUUUACCACCGCAUCAACCGUUACCAAUGACUCCAUGACUGCUCCAUCAUCUGCAUUUUUCGGGUCAGCAGAGUCACAAUCAGCUGAAGAAACAUAUUGCAGACCCAUAUUGCAGUAAAACGUCACAUAGUUCAUUGUCUGACCACUGUAAUUUACUGUGUUAUAACAAACUGCGCAACCUGGUCUCAUUGUGAAAACAUGACUCUAUAUAAAUUUUUUCGAAACUUGUUAAGCAUGUCUCCAGUUACAAUUCGCUGCAGUUUCCUGGAGAAAUGAACACUGUAGGCGCUACAACAAAUGUGUGUUUUAUUCACUUUCACUCAAAUCCUGACUUUAAUGGCUGUUUAUGACUUUAUAAAUACUUAUUUUUCUUUCUGUUACUCAGAAACUGCUAUUUUAUGAUAUCAACACACUUUUACUCAAACGCAUCUGUUGAAAAACAAUACAUUUUAAUGCUUUUAUUACAGACUCACCUACACACCUAUUCCAAUAUUGAUAUCUUGCGCAGUAGCUCACCUGGCAUUGGACUUACAGUUGGUGGUCCGCGGUUCAAGUCCAGCCAUGUACAAGCUGACAGGUGUCAUUACAGUCAUAGAAGUGGAACGAAAUGAGGUUUGGGGCCCCCAGCUUGACAUUUCACUAGAAACCUGCAGCCAAAUGUGUUAUACAGCACAUACAUUUUGAAUGGCAAAAAUGUUGUCAUGUUCACCACGUAAAUUUCAUGAGACCAGGCAAUGUGAUAUAAAUGUUUUAGUAUUGUAUAUAAUAUAUAAUUACAUAAUUACUACAGUAGUACUACAAAUAAUUACUACUGUAUAACUUUUUAUUUAUACUAUUAAAGUAAAUAUUGUAUUAUAUAUUUUUGUCCACAUUAUAGAUUUUAUGCAUUACUUCCAGAUGAAGUUACUAUCAAUAAACAAGGAAACCUGAAUUUGAUUGUUAAUACUGUCAAAUUCAAAAGAGAGGCUAAAGGAGAUUUGUUGUCAAUCAAAAGUAUUUCUUGUUGAAAUGACAGACUCAUAGUAAGUUUAUAUUGCAGUUUUGAUUUUAGAAGAUGAGAUUUGCAGAGGAUAAUGGUGACCUUUUAUUCACCCUAACAAUUAUUUUUAGAAUUUGAAGAUAGAAAUAUGAUUGUGCUGACAAAUCAAUAUACGUGUAUGUCAUAUAUUUAAAUGUUACAUUUAUUCCUGUUAAUAAAACUAAUAAUUCAUAACUGUUCAAUAAUUGUUCAUUAACAGUAGAGUGCAAUAAAGAAUUGUGCUUCUGUCCUUUGCUGGCCUUUAGAAUUUACUAAUUUCACAGUGCUUGAUGUGAAAAAUUCUAUCUAAUAAGUGAUGACCUAUGAUAAUGAAUAGUUAUAGUACAGAACUCCAGUUACAUAAAAGGAUUCCCCUGGAAUUUGAGGUGAAUAUUUGUAUUUAUUUAUCUUGAGUCAAGAAAGAGAUCUUUGUGUCGUGUAAAAACUUUUGAUGUAGUUUGCAUCUUAUGACAGAGCAAAUGAUGCAAUUUCAGACAAAAAAUAAAUAAAAAUGAUCAUUUUGAUUGCAAAAGUUCUUUAUUAUCAUUUUGAAUUAAUUUAAAGAAGUAUUUUUAUUUUUGUACGUAUUUUUUAAUGCAAUGGAGAAAAUUAUAUGCAAACAGUUUUAUGGGAUAAUACCCAGAUAAAACAGUUCGGUCUACUCUUCAAACUGGCGUUUACGCUUGAAGGCACAUAUGUAGUUUUUCUUAACCACACAAGAA
Molecule: messenger RNA, 3912 nt
Organism: Myxocyprinus asiaticus (Chinese sucker)
Lineage: Eukaryota; Metazoa; Chordata; Actinopteri; Cypriniformes; Catostomidae
Exons: 6
Coding region: 333-2210 (625 amino acids)
Source: RefSeq, a predicted model, not a curated record